Messenger RNA from Cladocopium goreaui, 2302 nucleotides. NCBI's taxonomy places the organism in Eukaryota, Dinophyceae, Suessiales, Symbiodiniaceae. The record is from the annotation of a GenBank genome assembly.
GCUGAAGGAGCGUUGGGAAGAACAGGCCGUAGGCGACGAAGAUGUACGGAAGGAAUAUUGGCAAGAGCUCAAAGAAACGCUUGCACGUGAGGAGAUCCAGGUGCGACAGCAAAAUGGGCGCCUGGCCGAUCAGCAGCUGUCCGAGGGCUUAAAGCUUUGGCAGGACUGGCUUGACAACACAGAAGGAACCGUGGAAGAAGGUGAACAUGUUUCAACAGAGUUGGGGAAACUUUUGGACCGGCUGCCGAGUAGCACUGUGACCCGCGGUGGGCGUUCAGCAAUUGAGGCAGCGGCGCGGCGCGUGGCCGCUGCGCGUAGCACGGUGAGCACCACUGUGGAACAAUCUGCUGAAGCGCAGCGCUUGGCCGUGGCCCGCACUGAGGAGGCGGCCAAGUUGGAAGGCGCCGUGCGCAGUGAGUUGGAAGCGGCCAAGGCCUCCAUUAAGGAUGCCAUGGAACGCUACCGAGCAGCUGGGAAGGACAAGGAGGCCAAGACGAUGGAGCUCCAGGGCAAGACUUCAGAGUUGGAAGACGGCCAGAAGCAGCUGAUGUCCGUGGCAGUGGAGUUGGAGGAGGCCACCCUGCGUUUGGCGGAGCUCAAGGCCGGGCUCAGAGCGGGCGAGGAGCGCGAGCUGAGUUUGCAGCAGGAGUUGGAAGCCACACGCGCGCUGGCGGCCAAGACCUCUGCAGAGCAUUUGGCAAGUCAGCGAUCCAACGAAGCGGCGGCGGAGGCCGCAUCUCUACAGACACUCCAGCUACAGGAGGAGCUCCGAGAGGCGCAGGGGGAAGUCCAACGACAGAAAGAGCUCCUGGAGGAAGAACGGCAAAUGCUGCAGUUGGAACGUGAUGGCCACCACGAGAAGCACCACACCCUGCUGCAGGAGCUCCACACAGAGCUUCACCAUGAGCGUCAGCAGUUGACCGCAGCACAUGACAACUGCCACACGGAGCAUCAGCAGAUGUUGUGCAGUGCCCGGCAAGAGUUGGAAGAAGAACGAAAGAAGCACUCUGAAAGCAAGGAAGGUACCAAGGGCCUGUUGCUGCAGCACGUGCGGCACAUUGGCACGCUGGAGGGCAAGGUCACAGGGCUCAACACCGAAGCGAACUUCCUGAAGGGUCGCAUCAGCGAGCUGCAGGUGAUUCUUCAAGAGUCUGAGGCGCACAUGGUGAAGCAGGGCCAGGGAAUCGCCGUGCUGAAGAAAGAGUUGGAAAAGGCCAAGUUGGAGUCCGGCCGUGCCAAGUCUGAAGGCGAAGAGAGGCGCAUUCACCAGACUCUCAAUGUGCCAUGCUCCCGGCGCAUUGCAGUGGCACUGGUGGGGGCAGGCACCUUUGCACGCAAGGCCCACCUGCCAUCGCUGCAAAGUGCCAGCGAUUGCUUCGAGCUGGUGGCAAUUUGGAGUCGUUCGCGACAAGCUGCAGAGGCACUUCAAGUCGAGGAUCGCCACUUGCAGAUCCUAUACGGUGAGGAGGGUUGGAGGCGACUACUGUCUGCAAAUUUGUCUGGCGUUGCUUUGGAGAUGUUGGAUUUGGUGCUGCCUUUCCCUCAGCAAAGUCGCUUCAUCCGAGAAGCUCUGGAGCACGGUUUGGCCAUCGUGUCGGAGAAACCCAUUGCAGCCAGCAGCCGCGAAGCCAAAGACUUGAUGAAGUUGGCUCAGCGCCGCUGGUUUGUGGCCGAAAAUUGGAGGUUCGAGCCAUCCUUUCGCAUUGCCGCUGCAGUGCUGUCUUCGAAAAUCUUGGGGCCCGCGUUGGCGUUCACUGGGAGUUCUUUAGGCUUCAUGCCGUCGGAGGUUUCCUACAUGCAGCCGGGCACGUGGCGCAUGUCCCAAGAUAGCAAUUGGAUCGUCGAUGUGGGCGUGCACUUUGCUGCAGCCCUGCGCUUGACAUUGGGAGACGUGGAAGUUGUUCAAGCCCUGCAUCGCCGCAUCCGUCCCGAGCUGCAGCCCUUCGAUAGCUUUGCCGCGCUGCUGCGGGCGCCGUCGGAUGCCAUCGGCACUUGGAUCUUCUCUUUGAGCGUGCCCAAACCACGUCCUCGAGAGAUUCCUGGACUUUCAGAUCUGACAUUAGAGAUCUCUGGGGCCAACGGCACCCUGGCCGUUUCCCGCGGCCACGUGGAGCUCCGCGACCGCUUCGGCCACCCCGUGGCGCAGCUGAGGCCCGAGGCGCCCAGCGUGGCCUACGCGCUGCGCAGGGCGGCCAAAGGCGUGGUGGGAGAGGUGGCGGAGGACGUGAAGCCGGAGGAGGCUUUGAAGGACUUGCAGCUGGUGGAAGCAGUGCUGUCUCAUCAUGAACGGCUGGAACUUUGA